Lindgomyces ingoldianus is the source of this 2573-nucleotide messenger RNA. Its product is annotated as AAA-domain-containing protein. Gene Ontology annotation, cellular component: cytoplasm. The record is from RefSeq and is a predicted model, not a curated record. Lineage: Eukaryota; Fungi; Ascomycota; Dothideomycetes; Pleosporales; Lindgomycetaceae. Gene Ontology annotation, molecular function: ATP hydrolysis activity; ATP binding. Bases 65 to 2305 code for a protein of 746 amino acids. The transcript is spliced from 3 exons.
CCUUAACUCCUCGGCAUAUCUCAACCCCAGCCAUGCAAUGUCGGUGACAAACUGAGUCCAAAGCAUGGCUGCUCUUACGCCUUUCGUCUUGCGGCCGCUUGACCGCCGCAGCCCGGAUUCUGCACUCAAAGACGCUUUCAGGGUCCAUCUUUCGGCCAAAGACUUGCAGAGCCUCGGAAUUGCUACCGGAGAUCUCAUUCGUUUGAGUACUUCAGGCGGAAAAUCAGGAUUUGGUAUUGCUUGGCUUGCACAGCAGACUAAUCCAGGGAAUAAAUCCAUCGCAAAAGUCACGGAUCUAUUAAGAGAAAAGUAUGGUGCAAUUGAGUUACAGGAACGCGCCUUCAUUGAAAAGGUCCAUCACGAGCAAUGGAGGCCCCUCGCGUCCGUCGAAGUCUGCCUGACGGACUCUGCACAAUCCCUUGGCAGCGGUGACUCCACCGAAGAACUCCUUUACUGGGUCCGAUACGCUUUAGCGGAUCUCGAAAUAAUUACCCCUGGGGGCAUGCUCGACGUGCAACAAAAAGGCCCCAAGCUCCGUCAGAAGAGUCCGAAAUUACGUGCAACUGUUGAAAGUAUUGAGCCACCACUGGAUCCCAAUGUCCCCUAUUAUUUUGAUCCUAUCAAGAGCCACGUCACUAUCAUGAAUGCUCCUUCAAGUCGGGAUUCGCCGACGCUUUCAGACACUGUUCUUGAGAUUAAUAACAGUGGCAUCGGAGGUCUAUCCGCCCAUAUUGGAACAAUCAACAAGUAUCUUGCGAUCCUGAGUGUCUCAGCCACGGCACUGACGGACUACCAUCUGUUCGGGCCUACAGCAAUACUCAUUCACGGCGCUGAAGGCACUGGCAAGUCUCUGCUGUUGGAGAGAUUGUCCGAAUGUGCUUGGCGAGAUGUCUUCAGGUUAGACGUGGACUGGCUAGCCUCAAACCCUAAGGCCCAGGUAAAAGAACUUUCUAAAGUCUUUGACAAGGCUCGUACUCUCGAGCCUAGCCUUAUUCUCAUGGAUGACGUGGAUAAGUUUCUUGGGAAGGCAGAGUCUCUAGUGAAAGUCCUGAGCACCGAGUUAAAGAAAUUAGAAGGGACAAGGGUUGUUGUUGCGGCAGCUGCUCGAAGCGUGUACGACAUUGAUGCUAGUCUGCGAACAACGUCAGCUUUCAAGCUUGAACUAGAGAUCUUUCCUCCUAGUGUGAAACAGAGAGAAGACAUACUACGGCAGAUUAUAGGGCCGAAUCGGAUCGUCCCAAGCAUCAACUUUACCUCCUUGGCAGAGCGAAUGCAUGGAUAUGUCGGUCGCGAUGUUCAUAAGCUUUGUGGUCUGGCACGUAACCACCGUGUACAGACAAUUCUCCAAUCCCUGGAAGUUGAGAAAAGGUCGUCAUUGGCAGAGAUCCUUAGGGGCCAGGACUUCAUUAUGCAAGUUGAUUUCGAAGCCGUGAUAGAUCAAGUACAGCCGACGGUUCUCAAAGACAGCGUUCUAGAAGUGCCUAAGGUCAGAUGGACCGACAUAGCUGGGUUGGACCAUGUUCGUGAACUGCUCCAAGCUAUCACAGUUCGGCCGUUCAAGUACCCUGAUCUAGAUACCAAGUUCGGUGGACCGCAAUCACGCAAAGGCGUUCUGUUGUACGGACCCCCUGGUUGUGCAAAGACCUUAAUUGCUCAAGCAGUCGCAACCGAGUCUAAUCAAAAUUUCCUGGCGGUCAAGGGAUCGGAGCUUAUUAAAAUGUAUGUCGGAGAAUCUGAGCGCGCAAUACGAGACGUUUUUCGUCGAGCGCGCGCCGCCAAACCAUGCAUCAUCUUCUUCGAUGAAAUUGACUCAAUUGGAAAAUCGCGCGAGAAGUCCCAAGACAGCGGCCUGAAUGUGGUUACGACAUUGCUAAAUGAGAUGGACGGCAUUGAGGCCUUGAAAGAAGUCCUCAUCAUCGGAGCAACGAACCGACCCGACAUCCUUGAUUCGGCACUUAUCCGCACAGGCCGGUUCGACGCUCAUAUCCAUAUCGGGCUCCCAAACCAAGAGGCUCGAAGACAGAUUUUCCAGAUCCACACCAGGAAGAGGCCGCUUGCGGGGGAUGUGGAUCUAAACAUCCUCGCUUCGAGAACGGAGGGAAGCAGCGGUGCUGACAUCAAGGGCCUCUGUUCCAUUGCAGUGGAAAUGGCCAUUUCUGAUUACGAGAAGAGUCCAGAAAGUCAGCCUGAAAUCCGAAUGUGUCACUUUGAACGAGCCUUGGACAAGCAUGUCCCUCACACCGUUAAGGAGGAGGCAGCGAGAUACAAGGGCUGGAGGCCCGGGAAAUCGCUGUCCUCAGACUGAGGCACAGCUGAUCGGUAGCAUGCGAUGGUUCGAUGGCUCGAAAACUUGAAGCAAAGAGAGAACGUCAAGAAACAGUCGGAACCCUGCCGGAGGACAAGACAUCAGCCGCAUGAGGGUGCCCAUGUCCAAGAAUGUAAGUAUGCGGAGACAAGAUUAGCCGCCUGCUUUGUGCGAAGAUUCUCGAUGUCUUCUGGAUCUCACCGGUCCAUGCUGUCGAAAGGCUGAGGAAAGCUCCGAGGCACUCAGCACGGCGGAUAAUAAAAUUGUG